AUGGCUCCUUCAAAUUCAAAAAGAUCUAAAAGUAGCAGCAAAUCAAAACAUAAUGCUUUAUCUUCUGCUUCAUUGAGGAAUUUUUUUAAACUUGAAGAUGAACUAAGUAAGCAUUUGGAUACUGAUAAAAUUUGUGAUGAUGUGAGGAAAAUACUUGCAGAAAUACGCUCUAAUUUGAGUUCAAAUCAAGAUAAACAUCCAACACAUAGCAAAUCAAGUCAUGAAAGAAGCUCUGCUUUGAUUUUGGCUGUUAAAUUACGUAAUAUGAAUCGUCUUUUUGCUUUUCGAAAUAAACAAGCAAAUACAAAGUUGGCUGAAGUUCGUCAAAAGGUCGAAGAUCAUUAUUUGUCUCUUCAAAAUGUUUCUAGUGAAAUUGCUCAUAUGAAAAAGAAUAUUGAAACUUGUUUGGAUUUUAGAGCGGAUAUUUAUGACAUUGAAUUGGUUAAUGCUGAGGAAUCAUCUUCAAACUCUAAAGAAAUGAUAGACAACCACGAUAAAGAAGAAAAAUUAGACGAUCAUCAAUUAUUUUUGCAACGAUUAAAUAAUGAGCUAAAUGAACGGAAAAGGUUUUUUCUAAAUUCUAUUCAGGGGUUAACAUAUUCUUUUUGUACAUUAUUACUAACCAAAUCUGGCAAUUUUUUUAAUUUAAAUUUUUAUAAGUUUGCUUUAGGUUUUUAUCUCCUAUUUGACAUAAUAUUUACCGAUCCAGGCUCGUAACCAGGCGAAAUCCCCCCCUCCCCAAAAUCUUGGUUACGGAUCCGUAUUGACCUAAUAUUUACUUCAUUUUUUAACAGUUUGCUAUCAAAUUUAAAUGAGCUAGAAGGGCGAAAAAGCGCUUUAUUGAGUGAUAUUAAAGGGAAAGAACAACGUUUGUCUCAAAUAGGCCCAAAAAUCGUUUCUAUUAAAAAGAUGGCUGAACCUUUACUUGAUCUUCUUGGAGUUAGUCGUGG
Meloidogyne enterolobii is the source of this 950-nucleotide messenger RNA. Lineage: Eukaryota; Metazoa; Nematoda; Chromadorea; Rhabditida; Meloidogynidae. The record is from the annotation of a GenBank genome assembly.